Molecule: messenger RNA, 4482 nt
Organism: Equus caballus (horse)
Lineage: Eukaryota; Metazoa; Chordata; Mammalia; Perissodactyla; Equidae
Gene: DOC2B
Product: double C2 domain beta
Biological process (GO): regulation of calcium ion-dependent exocytosis; spontaneous neurotransmitter secretion; exocytosis
Cellular component (GO): membrane; synapse
Source: RefSeq, a predicted model, not a curated record
GCCGGGCCGGGCCGGGCCGCGCCCGGGCGGGGCCGCGCUGCCUGCAUGACCCUCCGGCGGCGCGGGGAGAAGGCGACCAUCAGCAUCCAGGAGCAUAUGGCCAUCGACGUGUGCCCCGGCCCCAUCCGGCCCAUCAAGCAGAUCUCCGACUACUUUCCCCGCUUCCCGCGGGGCCUGCCCCCGGACGCCGGGCCCCGCGCCGCUGCGACCCCGGACGCCCCCGCGCGCCCGGCCGCGGCCAGCGCGGGCCGCCGCAGCCCCUCCGACGGCGCCCGCGACGACGACGAGGAUGUCGACCAGCUCUUCGGAGCCUACGGCGCCAGCCCGGGCCCCAGCCCCGGCCCCAGCCCAGCGCGGCCACCCGCCAAGCCCCCGGAGGACGAGCCGGACGCCGACGGCUACGAGUCCGACGACUGCACUGCCCUGGGCACGCUGGACUUCAGCCUGCUCUAUGACCAGGAGAACAACGCCCUGCACUGCACCAUCAGCAAAGCCAAGGGCCUGAAGCCGAUGGACCACAACGGGCUGGCGGACCCAUAUGUCAAGCUGCACCUGCUGCCAGGAGCCAGUAAGGCAAAUAAGCUCAGAACGAAAACUCUCCGAAACACUCUGAACCCCACGUGGAAUGAGACCCUCACUUACUACGGGAUCACGGACGAAGACAUGAUCCGGAAGACCCUGCGGAUCUCCGUGUGUGAUGAGGACAAAUUCCGCCACAACGAGUUCAUCGGGGAGACGCGAGUGCCGCUGAAGAAGCUGAAACCCAAUCACACCAAGACAUUCAGCAUCUGCCUGGAGAAGCAGCUGCCGGUGGACAAGACGGAGGACAAGUCCCUGGAGGAGCGGGGCCGCAUUCUCAUCUCCCUCAAGUACAGCUCGCAGAAGCAGGGCCUGCUGGUCGGCAUUGUGCGCUGCGCACACCUGGCCGCCAUGGACGCCAACGGCUACUCGGACCCCUACGUGAAAACGUACCUGAAGCCCGAUGUGGACAAGAAAUCCAAACACAAGACGGCAGUGAAGAAGAAGACCCUGAACCCAGAGUUCAACGAGGAGUUCUGUUACGAGAUUAAGCACGGGGACCUGGCCAAGAAGACCCUGGAGGUCACCGUUUGGGAUUACGACAUUGGAAAAUCGAAUGAUUUCAUUGGUGGCGUGGUCCUGGGCAUCAACGCCAAGGGCGAGCGCCUGAAGCACUGGUUUGACUGCCUGAAGAACAAGGACAAGCGGAUUGAGCGCUGGCACACGCUCACCAACGAACUCCCGGGGGCCGUGCUCAGCGACUGACCCGCCCUCACCUGCUGCCGCGCCCGCCCUGCCCUCAGCUGGCCCAGCGCGGGCCGGGCCCUGGGCUUCCUCAGCUGCCAGCGAGGGCCUUGGCCCCCAUGUCAGGGGAGAUCCAGGACGCCUGCUCGGACACAGAGCCACUGUAGCCCCCGCCUGGAGGCCACGGAGGGCCCAGCCACUCGGAAGGACAGUGAGGGCAGAGAGCUGGGCCUGCUUUCAGCCCCGGGUUCCCGAGAGGGCCGGAGAUGGGAGGAGAGGACCCCGGCCUCAGCACCCACCUGGGGAAGGGGAAGGGGCCGUCCGGGGAUCGAGGACCCUACUAGCGGUCAGCAGGAAGUCACAGGGGACCCCAGGCUGAGAGAACAGGAGUGUAGGGGCAUCCUGGCAGGCAGUGAGAACUCCUGAGAGGGACACUGGGGAGGGGGCAUAGCGGGGAGGAGAUUGUGGACAGAGGCAGGACAGGACUCUGGAGCAGUUUUAUUCCCAGAAGGAGGUUCUGACUGCAUCCCUUCAUCUCUGGCGUUACUGGGCAGGUGGCAGAAAGGCGACACGAGAGCCAGGAGUCUGGGGAUGUUCCUAGAGGCCCCAAGAACGUGAGCAAUUGGCAGGUGCUGCACUCGAUGAUUCCACGAGCCCCUGGGAAUGAAGAAGACCCAGGGCCUGCCCUCAGGGAGUUCCCAUCUAGUCAGGAUGCUGGAAACAGCCCAUCACACUGGGAGUGAGGAGUGCCAAGGCCAGGCUGGCCCACUGCAAGUGCUGUGGAUUCUGCCAACUCUGCUGGGUGGGCAGGGAGGGCUUUCCAGAGGAGGCGAUGCUUCAGAAGACCUUGAAGGACGAGUGGAGUUUCCAGGCAGACAAAGGAGAAGGGCAGUGCAGGCAGAGGGAGUGUCCACAAGGCCUGGAGGGAGAGAGUGGUGAUUGGGCCAGGGGUGCUGUGCAGGACCCAGGGUCUCUCUCUGGGGGGGCAGGCUUCCUCAGGACAGGAGUGGGGCCCAGCGGGGACAGCAAGCAGCCCCGCUCCCGUCUCACCCCUGGCUGCCAGGCCAGCCUGGACUCCUCGCUGUGGGGGAAGUGGCGGGAGCACGGUGGUGAAACUGACGUCGGUGCAGGGUCAAGUUCAGGCCUCACCCGCAGUCCUCCCACCUUCUGUCUUUCUCCUCCGGAGGAACCCAGAGGCUGGCUCCUGCUUCUUGUUCCCAGCUUAAGCAUCAGGCCAGCUCAAGAAGAGAGAAGGGUCCCUUUCUUUUGCAUGAAAAGGAGCAAAGAGUCCUCCUUGUCCUCACCCUCCUCUUCCCUUCCCCUGCCCAGGCCUGGGCCCUUCUGGGGUCAGGGCUGGGUAGUGGGGGGCCCCAGGUGGCUGCCCAGGCAUCUGGCCCUGCCGUGGCCACUGACGUCCCUCUCAGGAGUGCUGGGUGGCAGUGCAGGGCCUCGUUUCUGGGAAGCCUGUGGGGCCAGCUCCGCCCUCCAGGGACUGAGAGAGACCCUGCCUGGUGGGCCUGUCUGUACCCUGAGGCAGGGUCCCCAGGGAGGGGUUGACGGCAUCGAAAUCUUGGGGCCCAGGUCUGAAGCUGCAAACUUCUCCUGCCCUCUGAGGGGCCUUCAGGAAUGCUGGAUGGAGAAAUGCAGAACCACAGAAUUUCUGUAUUCAACCCAUCCCUGCACUGAUGGGAAACUGAGGCCAGAGAGGGAAAGUGACUUGCCAAAGGCCUGCCAGCCCUGCCACAGCUGGGGUGGCCCAGGCCCAGGGCCCCCGGCCCCCUCCAGCCCAGAGCUCUGGACACCACACUUCGGGGGAAGUAGGGUGCUGGACGCACACGAGAGCCUGCUAGCUGCCCACCUGGGGCUCGCCCCUGCCUGCUGCCCACCCACACCAACGCUCGGAGCAGGGGGCACAGGGGUCGAACCCUCUGCUGCAGACACAAAGCACAUCACCAUCUGAGGCCUGGGGUGAUGAUUCGAAUCCCACCAAGUGCCAUCAGCCCUUUCCCAGUUUGCAGGGAAAACAGGACCCUGGCCCCCACACAGGACCUGGCAAGCUCUGCCGGUCGUGGAGCCUUGGCUCCCCGUCUUUAAGAAGGCUUUGCGUGUGUUGAAGGUUUUAUGUGCACCGUCUUAAUGAAUCUUCACAACCCUCCAGAAUGGGUUGAACUGUCACUCCCAUUUGACAGAUGAGGAAACUGAGAUUCAGAGAGUAUGGUAGUGUAGCAGCAUCACACAGCGGGAAGGGGCGGACCGGGACUCAAGCUCAGGUCCUCUGAUUGCCACACUGUCUGGUGUCUGGGGGACUGUACUCCCCAGGCCCCUCCCUCCCGGGCUGGAGGGCGCAGUAGAGGUACUCAAGGAAAGACUCGUCAAGCGCUGGUGCGUGAUGGAGGUGUGGGGCCAUGUCACUGUCUUGCUGUCUUGUCCUCUAGAUGGCUUUGAAAUCAUUUGUGCCACUUAGGGCUUCCCCCAAGGUCCCCACAGCCCAGGCCAGAACUCAGCUGUCCCUCAGCCUGUGGGCCUGGCCCUGCUCCUCAAGGGGGCUGAGGCAAGGACUCCUCUUUUCUCUACGCAGCUGGAAUGGGGGAAGCUCUGGGGGGCUAAGAGGGGAGAUGGUCCGUUUUUGAGGGGCCUCGUGUCUGGGUGAGCUCAGGGAGCUUCUUAGCGUUGCCUUUUGGAAGGCCUCGUUCAGAGAGGAGCCUCACAGCCUCCUGUGAAGACAUGGAAAUGCCGAAUGGCAAAGCUGGAGGGGGCUGUGAGUCUCAUCUAGUACGAUUUCCUUAUUAGACACAUGGGGAAACUGAGGCCCAACGAGUGGAAGGGGCUUAUCCAGGGCCCAGCUGGGACAAGAACCCAGGACUCCUGGCACCCAUUCCAGGGCCCUCUACUGCUGCAGGCUGUGCAAGUGUAGACUUGGUUUCGAAAGAUGGUCCCAGCUCACCACAGUGACAGGCUGGGAGAUGGGGGUUCUGGACAGCAGGACCAAGUGAAGGAUGGGGGUGCGUGGGCAGGAGGCCCCCCCAGGGAGUGACGGAACCUUCCCCAGGCCCCUGGCACUGUUCUGGACCCCUUGCAGAUUGUACCUCUGUUAAAGCAAAAGCUCUUUAAGAAGCUGCAGUAUCAGCUCUGCCUUCGGCCCCAAACUGGCAUCUUUCUUCUGGUCCAUCAGCCCCACAAAGACGGGAAAUUUGACGCCAAAAAAAAAAAAAAAAAAAA